Molecule: messenger RNA, 1116 nt
Organism: Ilex paraguariensis (yerba mate)
Lineage: Eukaryota; Viridiplantae; Streptophyta; Magnoliopsida; Aquifoliales; Aquifoliaceae
Source: the annotation of a GenBank genome assembly
AUGGAUGGUCGGAUCGACGACGAUGACGGCAAUCUUUUAGGAUCAUUCACCGCAUCCCCUCCACCACGCCCAAAUUUUCACUGUUACAGUGAAAAAUCCAGAGUCUCACCAAACCACGACGAUGAACAAGAACACCAUAACAGAAAUCGGAAGUUCAGUCUGGACGAAGACAGUGGCACCACUCGCACCCCUAAAAUAUUCGACAGAUUCUACGAUUCAUCCUCCGACGAUGAAUUCUACUCCGCCGGCAGUGCCAAUUCUGAAACUGGUCUUGUCAAAAACGCCGGCAAGCGGCUGGAUUACAUGAUUCAAUUCCUCGACCGAAAGUUCUCGUUGUCAGACGAAACCGGCACCGAUAACAAUCGAGCUCUGCCGGAGUUCGUAGCCGACGGCGGUGGCAAGGGAAUAUUCAAAGUUCCGGUCCGCGCCGCGGUUCAUCCCGGCCGACCACCUAGUCUCGAAUUGAGGCCACAACCGAUCAGAGAUACCCAAAUUGGGUGUUUUUUGAGAACUGUUGUCUGUACGGAUGACUCACAACUGUGGGCGGGGUCGGAAUGCGGAGUGAGGCUUUGGAAUUUGUCGGAAAUGUAUUCGUCCGAGCGGGGAAUGGAAACGAAGGCGUCACAGGCCCCAAGUGGCGACGAGGAAGCCGCGCCGUUUCAUGAAUCGGUGCGUACUUCGUCGACGCUGUGCUUGAUUGCGGAUUCGGGGAAUAGGGUUGUGUGGAGUGGGCACAAGGAUGGUAGCAUUAGGUGUUGGAAAAUGGAUCAGUGCUUUGAUGGAACUCCUUUUAAAGAGGCCCUUCAAUGGCAGGCUCAUCGCAGCCCUGUUCUUUCCAUUGUUAUGACUUCUUACGGGGAUCUAUGGUCAGGAUCUGAGGGUGGUAUAAUAAAGAUUUGGCCGUGGGAAGCCACGGAAAAAUCUCUUUCUCUAACACUAGAAGAAAGGCACAUGGCUGGAUUGUUGAUAGAAAGGUCAUACAUUGACCUUAGAAGCCAAGUUACCGUCAAUGGCAACUGCUGUAACAUAUUUGCUGCAGAUGUUAAGUACAUGUUUUCUGAUCAUUCCGGAUCAAAAGUUUGGAGUGCCGGAUAUUUGUCAUUUGCGUUGUGGUAA